This is a messenger RNA of Radiomyces spectabilis, 1526 nucleotides long. RefSeq lists its product as uncharacterized. Gene Ontology annotation, cellular component: cytoplasm. Gene Ontology annotation, biological process: ubiquitin-dependent protein catabolic process. The record is from RefSeq and is a predicted model, not a curated record. NCBI's taxonomy places the organism in Eukaryota, Fungi, Mucoromycota, Mucoromycetes, Mucorales, Radiomycetaceae. The transcript has 9 exons. Gene Ontology annotation, molecular function: ubiquitin conjugating enzyme binding; ubiquitin binding. Bases 333 to 1382 code for a protein of 349 amino acids.
UUUGUCUUGGAAAUUUUGUGGCUUCGAGUCGAAUACCGGUAAACUGCAAAGGAUUACAUCGGCAUUAAGAAAAUGCGGUUUUGCGUUACUUCAAAUAGUGAUACUGUUAUUUAAAGUGGAUCGACAAGAUACUGAAAAAUAACACACACAUUGGCAGAAGGUCAUUGUGGAUGGGUUAUGCUUACUCGGUUGUUGCUUUGAGAACAAUGGGAGAAACCACGGUCUUGAUCCGUUGACACUAGACUGUAAGCGUAAAGUCCACUUCAAAUUCCGAAGCUCAUUUUAUACAUCAUUUUCUCUCCUUGUAUUCUGAACUCUUCGUUUUCGACCCGAUGACAUUUGCUAAUCUCUUAUCUCGUCACGCUCAUCCAAACUCCCAUGAUGAUCAGUCCAAAACUGAGCGUGUACCAUCCUCUGAUGCUAAAUCACACUCUUCUCCAAAUGAUAUCAUCUCCACCACAGAACGUGAAAACGCAGUCGGCAAUCUGCAAAGCGCUUUUCCAACGAUAGAAGCCGAGGUGAUUGAAGCCGUACUGGACAGUCAGAAUAACAAGGUAGAAGCGUGCUUUGAGGUUCUGCUCAGUAUGACCGAUCCAAGUUAUGAAUCGGAAACCGCUGAAAUGACUCCAGAAGCUCGUCAUUCGCAGACUUCCGCAUUAGAUCAGCAGACGCAGCAAGACGAAUUACUGGCGAGAAAACUAGCAUUGGAAGAGCAAGAGCAACAACAAGACCAGUCCCAAGCGCGAUCUGGUUUCCAUAUCCAAGAGGAAAUUCCUGUUAUAAAAGAACGCGUGAUGGAAGCAAGUCAUUUGGCGAAAAAGAAGGUUUUGGAUUUUUAUUCAAGUUUGAAGUCCAAACGAUCUUCUGGUUCAGCUACCAGCGAGUCUACCGAAGGGCCAAAUGCGUCACCUGCAUUACACACAGAUAACAAUGAGGUGAAUGAAGCUAGCUUAUCCACGUGGAAAGUCGCCAGCGAAAAACCUGCAAUUUACUGCCGCGUACCAACAGUAACCUCUGUCGAUCUGUACGAAUGGGAUGGCAAGGAUUGUUCAGAGACGACAUCGAACACUGACAAGGAACGUAAAACUUCAACAUCUGCAGCGCAGCUGAAAGAGGAUGAAGACCUUGCCUAUGCCUUGGAACGAUGCUUCAAUAGCCAAUAUACCAGAACCAAUAGCACAUCCAGCCAAUCGUUUGCAAGCCAGGGCCAUACUUCGUCUCAACCAGGCAUCAAGCAUCACGAUAACACACUGUCUGAUAAUCAUUCCGAGAAAAAUCAUUCCAUAGAUGAUGACCCUAUUUAUCUUCACACCUUGCAAAAGCAGACAUAUAAUAUUAAUGACCAUGAUGAGUUUGAAGAUUUACUCAAACUAAAAUCAUAAUUCAAAUAGAAGAACAUUGACAACUAUGGCGGGUCACGAUGAUGUAGCCACUGUGUUACGCGUAGUGAAAUGGAACAAGGCGAAAUUAAGCUUUGUGGGUGUGACGGGCUUUAUGAGGGUCCGCGAAGCGGGCAUCUGGGUGAU